Paramisgurnus dabryanus is the source of this 2254-nucleotide messenger RNA. RefSeq names its product WAS protein family homolog 1 (gene wash1). NCBI's taxonomy places the organism in Eukaryota, Metazoa, Chordata, Actinopteri, Cypriniformes, Cobitidae. Gene Ontology annotation, cellular component: early endosome; recycling endosome; WASH complex. Gene Ontology annotation, molecular function: gamma-tubulin binding; alpha-tubulin binding. Gene Ontology annotation, biological process: endocytic recycling; retrograde transport, endosome to Golgi; exocytosis. The record is from RefSeq and is a predicted model, not a curated record.
ACAUGAUCUGAAAAGACGGAAGUGCUUCUCCUAAAAGACUCGGCUCCUUCAAACAGCAGAUCAACUGUGUUUUUUACACAUUCAUGGUCAGGAUGACGCAAAAACGUCACCUGGAGGGACAGGUGUACUCUGUACCUCUUAUCCAGUCGGAUCUCAGGAGGGAAGAGGCUGUGCAUCAGAUAACUGAAGCCUUGCAGUAUCUGGAGACCAUAUCAACAGAUAUCUUUACCAGGGUGUCCCAAAGUGUGGAGAAAAACCGUGCCCAUCUUCAGUCCGUCACAGACAGGAUCAAACUGGCUCAGGCCAGAGUCCAGAAGAUCAAAGGAAGCAAGAAAGCCACAAAGGUCUUCUCCAGUGCCAAAUAUCCCGCUCCAGAAAAACUGCAGGAUUAUUCUUCCAUUUUCACCGGUGCUGUUGAUCCCGCCUCCCAAAAACGGCCUCGCUUUAAAGUUGAGAGCAAGCUCCGCCCACUGGAUGACAAGGCCCUAAAGGAGAAGUCAAUGUAUUUGCCAGUGUACGUGAACAGUAAGCAGCGCUCUGAGGAUGAAAAAGAAGAGGGUUUGGGAAGUUUGCCGAGAAAUGUAAACUCUGUCAGCUCCUUAUUGCUGUUCAACACCACAGAAAACCUCUAUAAGAAAUACGUGUUUCUAGACCCUCUGGCUGGCGCUGUGACUAAAACACACACCACGUUAAAAACUGAAAAGGAGGACAAACCGUUUGACGCACCGCUGUCAAUCACCAAGAGAGAGCAGCUUGAGAGACAGACCGCAGAGAAUUAUUUUUAUGUGCCAGAUCUGGGUCAAGUGCCAGAGAUCGAUGUGCCAUCCUACCUGCCUGACCUGCCCGGCAUCGCAGAUGACCUCAUGUACAGCGCCGACCUCGGCCCGGGGUUCGCCCCAUCCGUUCCUUCCAGUACCAGCAUCCCAGAGCUCCCAUCAUUUGGGACCGAGCACGACGAGUCUAGUGGAUCCGACUCUCAUUUUAGACUUGAAGCUCCUCCUCCACCUCCUCCUCCACCUCCCCCACCAGAGCCCAUCCAUGUGUCAGCACCGCCCCCUGGAUCCUCUCCUGCCGGCCCCCCUCCGCCCCCGCCUCCACCUGCACCAGACAGCACAGGUCAAGCUCCGCCCACAGGUGUGGUGAAAGGUGCCCCCAAUGAAGUGGUCCAGCCAUCUGACGGACGAGCCAGUCUGCUCGAGUCGAUCCGGAAUGCCGGCGGCAUCGGCAGAGCCAAACUCCGUAACGUGAAGGAGCGCAAAAUGGAGAAGAAGAAACAGAAGGAACAAGAGCAAGUUGGAGCAGCGGUCAGUGGUGGAGACCUCAUGUCUGAUCUCUUUAAUAAGUUGGCCAUGCGUAGGAAAGGUAUCUCUGGGAAGGGUCCAGGGGCCGGAGACUCAUCAGAAGCACCCGCCGGCACGGGUGGAGCGUUUGCCAGGAUGUCAGAUGUGAUCCCGCCCCUUCCAGCACCACAGCAACCAGCUGCAGAUGAAGAUGACUGGGAAGCGUAACCAUGGUGACCCAGAGUCAGAUGGUUUAGUUUAGCUGGUGUAAAACUCAAAGACUUUUAUUGAGCCGCAGGAAGAUAUUGUCCAUCCAAGGACAGCUGUGGAUGAUUUACACUGUGUACAUAUUGUAAAGGACAGAAAAGUAAGAUCUAACCAGAAGGAUUAUCCUGAAAAUGAAUUGAUUCAUGAAUGCGAUUAAUUUUCAGCUAAGUCUCAAAGGUGCUAAAUGUUUGCACACAUUUAUAAAGGUCUGAAAGUCUACAUCAUGUUUAAUUUGAUGUGAAACUAACUAAGUAGUACAGUCCUGUCAAUAGAUAGAGUACUGUAAUAAUUUCUUAGAUCAUGUGAAAUUGUUACAAGCCUUUAAAACGGAGAACAAUUUGCAAAGUCUAUAUCCCUGCAUCAGAUCAUCAUAGAUUCAUGGGGGAUUUAAUGUUUUAUAGCGCAGUAAAGACCUAACAACAAUACAACACAUUUUUCUGUAAAUAUAUUUGAAAAACAUAACUGUGCAAUUGAAAUGAACUGCAUUGAGUUUUUACACUAUUUACACAGAAAUUCAUAUUCAUAACAAGAAUAUACAUCAUCAACAUCGAAAACAUCUAGUCAACUCCAGAAUUCAUAUUUCAUCAAGUGAGGACUGAAAAGUGAAUAUAAAGAAUGUAUUUUGUAAUUUUUACAUUGUAUAAAACACUCAUCUCCUGCAUUCUGCAGCUUUAGUACAGAAAAAAUAAACUCAUUGUUUAACUCGA